AUGGGCCACGAUGGGGUUGAUCAACAUGAUAACAUGGAUGAGAUGCUACUUGAACUAGGGGCUGCCCAACCACCAGUACAUGAUGAAGAGCCGACUCCUUCUGCUAGUGCUUUCUAUAGAAUGGUGGAUAGUGCUAAUGAGUCGGUCCAUGAAAACACAAUGCACUCUAAACUAUCUGCUAUUGCUCGUUUGCUUGCUCUAAAGUCAGAGUACAAUAUGUCAAUAGCGCACUAUGAUGAUACCUUGCAACUAAUCCAUGAACUUCUUCCUCCGGAAUCUAAUUUGGCUAGGGAUUUCUACCAUUCAAAGAAAUUAUUGCAGGGCCUAGGUAUGACAUAUAUUAAAAUUGAUGUCUGCUACAAUAAUUGCAUGUUGUACUAUAAGGAAAAUGAACAUAAAGAUAAGUGUGACUUUUGUAACACCCCUCGAUUUGAGGAUGGACAAAAUAAGGUCCCACGCAAAGUUUUGCGCUACCUCCCCAUAGCUGAUAGGCUGCAAAGGCUUUAUGCACAUGAGGACACUGCAAAGGCUAUGCAAUCACAUAAAAAAUCCACGACUAGUAAGUUGGUGCACCCUUGUGAUGGUGAAGCAUGGCAGCAAUUUGACAUAGAUUUUCCGGACUUUGGUAGAGAUCCAAGAAAUGUUCGACUUGUUAUUUCAACCGAUGGCUUCACACCUUUCAAUAUUAUUGUUGCUUCGUACUCUUGUUGGCCAGUUUUUAUUUCUCCACUAAAUUUGCCCCGUGGAAUACUCUUGAGAGCAGAAUAUAUAUUCCUUGCACUAGUUAUCUCCGGUCCUGAACACCCAGGGAAAAAGUUGAGUAUUCUUAUGCAACCGUUAGUUGAUGAUCUUCUCAAGUUGUGGGAGGGGGUUGAAACAUGGGAUGCUACACGCAAGGAAAGAUUUAACAUGAGAGUAGCCUUUUUGUGGUCUGUCCAUGAUUGUCCUGCUUAUGGAAAUUUUGCUGCCUGGAGCACCCAUGGCGUUUUUUUUCCUAGAGACCAUGAGUUUAGAUUUCAAUCCAACGCAUUUCGAAAGAAUACCAUAGUAUUGGAUGAAGCACCAAGGAUUUUAACAGGAGAGGAACUUCCAUACUUUCAUAAAUUACUCCUCCCACACAAUAUUGAUGUCAUGCACAAUGAGAAAAAUGUAGCCGAAGCUAUAUGGAACACAUGCUUUAAUAUACCUAAUAAUUCAAAGGACAAUGUGAAGGCAAGACAGGAUAUACUUGACAUUUGCAACCGCCCGUCAUUGCACUUGGAGUUGAAGGGCAAUGGCAAGUGGCACAAGCCAAGGGCAACUUUCUGCAUUGAUAGGAAUGACAAAAAAAUCAUUCUAAAGUGGUUUCAAGAUCUAAAAUUCCCUAAUGGAUAUGCAGCCAACAUUAGAAGAGGGGUCAACUUAUUGAGAAGGAGGGUUUUUGGCCUAAAAAGUCAUGACUACCACAUAUUUAUUGAGAGAUUGCUUCCUGUAGCUUUUCGUGGAUUCCUUCCUGAAAAUAUAUGGGUUUGUUUGGCUGAGCUUAGUUUUUUCUAUAGACAAUUAUGUGCUAAAGAACUAAGCAAGGAUGUCGUGCAAUCUCUUGAACAGAACAUUGCUGUUCUUCUGUGCAAACUAGAGAAUAUAUUCCCACCAGGAUUUUUCAAUCUGAUGCAACAUCUAAUUGUACAUCUACCUCGUGAGGCACGCCUUGGUGGUCCUGUUCUAGCCCGUUGGAUGUAUCCAUAUGAGAGACAAUUUGAUAAGGAACAAUGGAAGAGUAGAAUUGCACCUACAGAUAAGCAACAUCGUGACCUAAGAUUAAAUGGUUGGAAAUAUUACCGUGGGACCAGACAUGGACCUAAUUUCUUUGAUUGGUUCAAAAAACAAUGCAUGAUAAAGUCUAGUAUUGACAGUACCUUGUGGCAUAUUUCUUAUGGAUUUUCUAAAAGAGUAACCUCUUAUGGAUGCUAUGAUGUGAAUGGAUGUAGAUUUCGUUCGGAGAAGUAUGAGAGUGCAAAACCAGGAUUAAGUACUAUCAAUACUGGUGUUUGUAUGUCUUGCGUCGAUGAUGAUGACAAUGUUAUUGACUACUUUGGUGUCAUCGAGGACAUCAUCAAAAUUACUUGGGAAGGCAGCAUGAACCUAGAGUUGGUUUUGUUUGAUUGCCGUUGGUUUGAUCCAACACCGGAAGGUGUUAGGCGCACUGAAAAUUUAGGUUUGGUUGAAGUUAAGCACACAUCUAGGCUUUCAAACUUUGAAUCAUUUGUUCUUGCAAGUCAAAUCAUGAACAACCUUCGUCAUCGGGCUCUUGCCUCAAAGAAGCGUCCAGACAGUCAUUCCUCUAGUACUAGCAACACUAAUGGUGCAAGCUCACAAAGGAGUGUGCCUUCUACGAAUGGCACUCAAGUGAACCCUGCUAACUCUACUGCUGAAGGUCAGAACCAUGAAAGUCACCGUGUUACUGGUACGCAAGAUAGACAACCUCCUGCACAAAGGGGACGAAAGGAGAGGUCAGGGACCAACCUUGCUGUACCUCGACGGGGUCGGAAGGUGGGCCUUAUACCUAGGGGUGAAAUGCAAUUCAAGUAUGUGAAUUAUCAAGCUGCAGAGUACAAGUACACCACACAACUUGGUGUUAUUUUGAAACGUGAAUACCCAGGCACUGUGGAGGACCUUGACAAUGAUGGUAGGAUCAUUCGGAGCCGUCCUGCACUCCAUUGGGCAGAUUAUUACUUGAAGAGAAGAGAGGGAGAUGGAGAGACUUGUGCAGAUCGAGUGAUCAAUGAAUUUUGGCGUUUGUUUACUAGAAGAGAAGAACUGAAGGAUGCUGCAGACCGUGUCCUAGAAAACUAUGCAUAUAAGCGCGUCAAUGAUAUGAUGUAUCAACACGAAUGA
Oryza brachyantha (malo sina) is the source of this 2877-nucleotide messenger RNA. RefSeq lists its product as uncharacterized. The coding region runs from base 1 to 2877 and encodes 958 amino acids. NCBI's taxonomy places the organism in Eukaryota, Viridiplantae, Streptophyta, Magnoliopsida, Poales, Poaceae. The record is from RefSeq and is a predicted model, not a curated record. The transcript has 8 exons.